AUAUAAAGAAACUUAUAUAAUUAUUUUCUUCGACUUGUGUUUGAUAAACAGGGAACAAAAUGUCUUAUAUGUUGUCACAUCUUCACAAUGGAUGGCAAGUGGAUCAGGCAAUAUUAUCUGAAGAAGACAGAGUAGUUGUUAUUAGAUUUGGCCAUGAUUGGGAUCCGAUGUGUAUGAAAAUGGAUGAAGUUCUUUAUAAUAUUGCUGAAAAAGUAAAAAAUUUUGCUGUCAUCUAUCUAGUUGAUAUUACACAAGUACCUGAUUUUAAUAAAAUGUAUGAAUUGUACGAUCCUUGUACAGUUAUGUUUUUCUUUCGAAAUAAACAUAUAAUGAUUGAUUUGGGAACUGGAAACAACAAUAAAAUAAACUGGACAUUAGAAGACAAACAAGAAAUGAUUGAUAUUAUUGAAACAGUUUACAGAGGUGCCAGAAAAGGUAGAGGUUUAGUAGUGUCACCUAAAGAUUAUUCUACAAAAUAUCGUUAUUAAUUAAUUUAAUUGAUGUAAAAGUAUUAUUUUGUAUUAAUUGUGAAUCUGAGAAAAUGUGAUAUAUAAUUGAGUUUGUAUUAAGAAAUAAAAAUACUGUGUAAUUAUAUAUA
Frieseomelitta varia is the source of this 598-nucleotide messenger RNA. RefSeq names its product thioredoxin-like protein 4A (gene Dim1). NCBI's taxonomy places the organism in Eukaryota, Metazoa, Arthropoda, Insecta, Hymenoptera, Apidae. Gene Ontology annotation, biological process: mRNA splicing, via spliceosome. Gene Ontology annotation, cellular component: U4/U6 x U5 tri-snRNP complex; spliceosomal complex; U5 snRNP. The record is from RefSeq and is a predicted model, not a curated record. The transcript is spliced from 4 exons. The coding region runs from base 60 to 488 and encodes 142 amino acids.